Mauremys mutica (yellowpond turtle) is the source of this 1716-nucleotide messenger RNA. RefSeq names its product lin-7 homolog B, crumbs cell polarity complex component (gene LIN7B). Gene Ontology annotation, molecular function: L27 domain binding. Gene Ontology annotation, cellular component: cell-cell junction; synapse; basolateral plasma membrane. The record is from RefSeq and is a predicted model, not a curated record. Bases 41 to 667 code for a protein of 208 amino acids. Gene Ontology annotation, biological process: protein localization to basolateral plasma membrane; maintenance of epithelial cell apical/basal polarity; neurotransmitter secretion. The transcript is spliced from 6 exons. NCBI's taxonomy places the organism in Eukaryota, Metazoa, Chordata, Testudines, Geoemydidae.
CCCCCCCCCGUGCAACGUGGGGCGGGGCCGGUGCGUGAAGAUGGCAGCGCUGAGCAGCGAGCCGCUGGGGCUGGAGCGGGACGUGGCGCGCGCCGUGGAGCUGCUGGAGCGGUUGCAGCGAAGUGGGGAGCUGCCCCCCCACAAACUGCAGGCUUUGCAGCGGGUUCUGCAGAGCAAGUUCUGCUCAGCCAUCCGCGAGGUCUAUGAGCAGCUCUAUGACACGCUGGAGAUCGCGGGCAGCGCCGAGAUCCGGGCCCACGCCACGGCCAAGGCCACGGUGGCGGCGUUCGCGGCGAGCGAGGGCCAUGCCCACCCCCGGGUGGUGGAGCUGCCCAAGACGGACGAGGGGCUCGGCUUUAACAUCAUGGGGGGCAAGGAGCAGAACUCGCCCAUCUACAUCUCCCGCGUCAUCCCCGGCGGCGUCGCCGACCGGCACGGCGGCCUCAAGCGGGGGGACCAGCUGCUGUCCGUCAACGGCGUGAGCGUGGAAGGGGAGCAGCACGAGAAGGCCGUGGAGCUGCUGAAGGCGGCCCAGGGAACGGUGAAGCUGGUCGUCCGCUACACGCCCAAGGUGCUGGAGGAGAUGGAGGCCCGGUUCGAGAAGAUGCGCACGGCCCGCCGGCGCCAGCAGCACCACAGCUACUCGUCUCUGGAGUCGCGGGGAUAGCACCCGUCUCGUCCCGUGCUGGGGAGGCCGGGGGCCCCCCAGGCCCGGCCCCCUAAAGAUUCCUUCCCCCCCCCCAGUUUUCGUGUGUAGCUGGGUCUAUUUAUCCGGCCUGUGCCAGCCCCGCCGUGAACCGUAUUUAUUCUCUUAUUUAAAUCUGACCCCUGUGCGUGAGCCGGUGUGAAUCCGCCUGCCGGCCAGGCUCUGGGGAACGACCCCCAAGCUCUGAGAGUCGGAGAGGGUGUGUGAGGGAGAUCCUGGCUUAUGGGCAGGGAAGGGGGAGGGGGCUCCUGGAGAAAUUCACUCCCCCCAAACCACCCACCUUACAGGAUUCUCCUUCACUUCCUGUCCCAAAUUCCUGUGCCUCUUUGCCUGUGCGCUCCACCCCAGAGGGGCUAUGUCCCAGCGCUGGGCGAGGGGUCCCCGUAUACCCAGCCCCAGCGCCCCACCCCAGAGCCAGCCGCAUCUCAGCGCCGGGCGAGAGGUCCCUGUGUACCCAGCCCCCACGCUCCACCCCAGAGGGGCUGCAUCCUAGCAUGUUGAUGAUGCAGUUUAGAGAGUGGCCACCAGGUGGCGACUUUGCUGCUUAACUGGAGGGGGGCGGGGGUGACACUUGGGGGACACUGGGCUUCAGGGUGUGUUGGGCAUUGGUGCCCCACACUCCCGACCUGCAGCCCCCUCCUAGCCCAGCCCUGGGCUCCUCCCCUCCCCCAAGUUCUGCCUGUGCCCCUCCCGAGCCGCAGCAUCAUUUCUGGUCCCUAGGAACCCCCCAUAUCUCCCAUGCCCUGUCCUUUCCAAGGCAGGGGGCACAGAGGCCGGGGGCUGGGCUCCCCUCCCGCCUCCCAGAUCAGGAGGGGGUGCGGGAAACGAACUUGGGAAUCAGGGACACGCCCGUCCCCCUGGAGUGAGUCACCCCCUCAAGUCAGUUUUUCUGGUUUGGCCGCUGGGUCUGCCAGGGAAAGACGGGGGUGAAAUUCCCAGAGAAGGAGUCAGAGGGUGGGGCUGGGCGGCAGGACUCCUGGGUUCUCUCCCCAGCUCUGGGAGGGGAGUGG